Molecule: messenger RNA, 1047 nt
Organism: Saccoglossus kowalevskii
Lineage: Eukaryota; Metazoa; Hemichordata; Enteropneusta; Harrimaniidae
Product: 1,25-dihydroxyvitamin D(3) 24-hydroxylase, mitochondrial-like
Molecular function (GO): iron ion binding; oxidoreductase activity, acting on paired donors, with incorporation or reduction of molecular oxygen; heme binding
Source: RefSeq, a predicted model, not a curated record
AUGUUACGAGAGGCAUUGCGGAGCGUAAGUUCAGUGGAAAAGGGCACAAGAUCAACGCUGAGGACAUUGUACCCUUGGCAUUAUAGCUUAGCGACGAGGAGUUUAGCGAAUAACGUCGAGAGUCAGUCGACCAAACAGCCAAAUCAUACAAAUAAUGACAAGAUCAAGCCGUUCAGUGAGAUGCCGGGAAGAAGAAAUAAGUUCCUCAACUACCUCGACAUGUUCCGAAAAGGCGGUGUGUCGAAACUGACAGACUACGUGAUCUGGCGUAGUAAUACAAUCGGUCCAGUAUGGCGAGAAAACAUUGGUGUGUUGCAGGUAAUGAUCACUGACCCCGAGGCUGCAGCCAUUGUGUGGCGUGCUGAAGGUAAAUACCCACGACGUGCACCUUUCGAGCCGUGGCUUUUAUAUCGAAAACGAUGUGGCUAUGCACUGGGCGUAUUUCUGGCGGAAGGCGAGGACUGGCAUCGGCACAGGAGUGUAGUACAGAAACCUCUACUACGACCCAAAUCAGUUGCAUUGCACAACAACGCGCUGAAUGAAGUUGCUGAUGAUCUCAUUGCUAAGAUGAAGACUGGUCGUGAUGAGAAUAAUGUCAUGGCAACCAUGGAUGAUGAUUUAUUUCGCUGGGCAAUGGAAGGUGUGGGCACAGUAUUGUUUGAAAAACGUAUUGGACUGAUUGGAAAAGGAGUCAACGAGGAAGCCGAGAGGUUUAUCAGCGCUGUUCGCGAUUUUUUUGGAUAUUCAGAAAGGCUUAUUUUCUUUCCAUUAAAAUAUCAAGAGAAGUUUAACAUGUCUGCUUGGAAAGGGAUGGUGAAAGCAGCCAGAACACAAUUCGAGAUAACUGAACGGUUCAUGAAUGAGAAGUUAGAGGACAUGAAAAAAACUAGAAGUGAAGCCGCCACCACAGAUGUAGAGGAGAAGCAGUUUGUUAAGUAUAUGUAUUCAACGGGGAAACUAACAGACAAGGAGAUACUUGCAAAUUUGACAGAGAUGUUUGGUGCUGCAGUUGACACUGUAAGUUAUGUUACUUUUAUGUUAAUUUGA